Messenger RNA from Morchella importuna, 1695 nucleotides. RefSeq lists its product as uncharacterized. NCBI's taxonomy places the organism in Eukaryota, Fungi, Ascomycota, Pezizomycetes, Pezizales, Morchellaceae. The coding region runs from base 1 to 1695 and encodes 564 amino acids. The transcript is spliced from 3 exons. The record is from RefSeq and is a predicted model, not a curated record.
AUGGUGAACUUCACCGCCUGCAAGAUCGCCUUCGAAACAAACGCUACAAACCUAGAACUCUACAGCUACACCGGCCUCACCCCCAACCUCCCCCUCGGCCCCGGCAGGCCAUACCUCAUCAGCGAGCAAGGAUGCCGCACCCUCUGCGGAACAGGCGCGGACAAAUACCCAUGGGCGACGGCGGCUAACACCAUCACGACGUGGGUCCUCCCGAUCAUUGGCCUCCUGCUACAGGCGCCCUUCGAGAGCAACCAGAUUGCAAAGACGUUCCUGGCAACGUGCCGGUGGAUCGGGGCGCCCAUAGCCUCGCUGUCGUACAUUUUCUGGAACAUCAAGAUCACGGGCAAGUGUGCCAUUACGGUCGAUAUGGCCGUCGACUACAAUGCCUUCCCGGGGCCGGGAUCGGAGUUUAGUCAGUUGCGCGACUCGUUCUAUAUCCUCAGCGUGAUGAACCAGUAUGCGCUGAGCACUGAGCUGGAACAUGCGGGCUCGAGCUCGACGGAGCGGUUUCUGCGCGUGGCGCUGUUUGAUAAUGAUUUGGUGCUGGCGAAUCCGAGUAAGGGGAUGGUGCAUCGCAGGGAGAAGCUGGCGGCGUCGCUGAGGAGUGGGAGGAAAAGGGGGGUGGUGCCGAUUUUUAUUUCGACGUUGUGGUUUUUGUUGUCGUUGGCGAUUUCGAUACAUGCAGCCUUCGGCAACCUCGGAGUCAAUGCCACCGCCCAUAAUCUAGCUAUCGGGCUACUACUCGGAUGGCUACCAGUUCUGACCCUCAGCAGCAUCACCGACCGCAGCCCGGGCUCCGCCGACGAUGUCCGCCGCAAACUCAACCGCUUCCUCUCCCACGUCCGCCAAGGCCUCCAAGCCAACACCACUAACCCCCGCUACAAAAGCAUCCAGCUUCCCGCCUACUCCCACUCAGACAACUACCACUACUUCACCUCCUUCUGCGGCCAGGCACGCUCACGCUGGCACUACGGCAUCGCCCACGCCAUCCUCACGGGCACCGAAGACGCCUUCGCCGCCGCUCACGGCCGCAACUGGACCGCCCACCACAACGCACGCACGCUCCUCAUCCGCGCGCCCCCCGCAACCCGCCACAGCAACAUCUGGUUCGACUUCCGCGAGCUCUGGCAAAUCAUGGGCGCCACUGCGCUCGUCGGCUGCUCCAUCUUCGGCUCCUUCAUCAUCUCAUACUUCACACCCACCGUCGGCCUCGGCUGCCGCAGCGGCGGCUACCUCAUAUUCUUUGUCAUCACGCUCGCCCACUUCCUCGCCGAGUCGGCCGUCUGGUGGAUCUUUCCGCGGCCGUCAAAACUCCGUGAGCGCAUCGGGUGGGCGUUUACGGUGAUGGAGAUGGGCGGCGGUGGGUAUAUCAAUUUCGGCACCUCAGCGUACUAUAAGGCGCACAUCAUUGCUGUGUAUUGGACCACGGGGACGAUAUUGUCGUCGCUGGCGAUGGGUGCGGGGUUCUUGUAUGUGGUGGCUGAGUGGUGCACGCAGAGCCAUAUGUGGACGGAGGACUAUGGGGAUGCGAUGGCGGGCCUGAAGGCGACGAGGAGGUUUAAGAAGUAUACAAUCUGGUUUAGGUGUGUGCCGGAUUGGGUUAUUACCAAGUUUAAGACCCAUAGACCGCGGUGUUUGGGGGAGAAGAAGGGGAGAAGGAGCUUGGUGUGGCGGUGGAAGACGUCGCAGACGUAG